AUGCUUUCCGGCAUGGAGCCUUUUUCUUUCGCCAGUUCCGAUGCGCUGGAUUUCCCCGUUAGCAUCCGAAUCAUCAACCUCGAGGGCGCUGAGACGCCGCUUCAAUUUUCUAGCCUACUUGAACAUCCAGAACUCCGGCAUAUAGGAUCUAAUCAGAGUCCCCACUCAGAUCUCUAUGUUACGGUCCAGUCUUUCCGCACUGAGAGGCGAUGGAACGAAUGGCUCACGCUCCCCGUUUCAUACUCGAGCCUGCCCCAGAACUCACGCCUCGCCAUCACCAUCUGGGAUCUUUCUCCAACGGGAGGCCAGGGUGCCCAAGGACAUGCAAUCCCGUUUGGCGGGACCACGCUUCAACUGUUUGAUAAAGACAACCAGCUUCACAAGGGCCGUCAAAAGUGUCUCGUCUACCGGCACAAACAAGCCGACGGCAACGAUGACUCUAAAACGCCUGCCAUCCUUCCUAAGAAGAAGGCCAAGAAAGGGGUGUCUGACGAUAAAGAGGUCGACGAGCUAAACCGGAUGGAAAAGUUGUUCAAGAAGCACGAGAUGGGAGAGAUCCCCCGUGUUGACUGGCUGGACCAGCUCGUUUUCAGAGGCUUUGAGAAGCGCGGCCUACAGACCGCUAGAUCAUCCCCGGGGGCAAACCAACAACGGGAGUCGGCCCAAAUCAAGGCCUUAGAGGGCCACGGAGAUGCCGAUCACCAACCUGAACCGUCUAGCUUUGUUUUGAGCGUCGAACUCCCAAGGUUCGAUUUCCCGAUCGUCUUCGCCGACCACGAAUACCCGCCACCCCCCGUUUCGUCCUAUCUACACCCUUCGUCCUCCCAAUCGAAUAUCGUCCUCAAACCCCCACCCGAGGUUCAACUUGGCCCGGGAAUCGACGCGAUCGACGACGACGAGGGCUAUGGCGGCCGCUUGAUCCGGGUUUAUGACCCAGAAGUUGCGGCGAAAGAUAACCCAGCGGAAAGCAAGCACCGGAGGCUUGUUCGGGGCCAGCACCGCAACGGCAUUCUGGACAAGGACCUAAAGCCAAACGCCAAGGUCCGGGACGAGUUGAACAUGAUAAUGGCAUAUUCACCGACCCACACGCUGUCGCCCGAGGAAAAGGAUCUCAUCUGGAAGUUCCGCCAUCACCUGACCCGCAACAAGAAAGCAAUCACCAAGUUCGCCAAGUCGGUCAACUGGCACGACCAGUCGGAAUCAAGACAGGCCACUCAGAUUCUGGGCAAGUGGACGGAUAUUGAUGUCGAUGACGCCCUGGAGCUACUCGGGCCCACCUUUGACAACUCGGCAGUGCGAGCCUUUGCCGUCGACCGUCUGCGCAAGGCUGAUGAUCAAGAGCUGCAGUUGUAUCUGCUGCAGCUAGUACAGGCACUAAAGUACGAGCACAUUUCUCCACAGCCCGGCCAAGAAGUGGCCCAAGACUCCUCGUUGGCUCUCUUCCUCAUCUCGAGGGCCACCAACAGCUUCACCCUCGGAAACUACUUUUGGUGGUACGUCAUGGUCGAAUGUGACGACAAGUCGCAGGAUCAAGGGGCGGACAACCAAGCCAUCUAUGGCAAAGUUGCCUACGACUUCAUGGCGGAGCUUGUCAAACAACCAGAAGGACAGGAGACGCGGGCGACACUGAAGAGACAGGCCGAGUGGAUUUCCAUCCUCUCCAAAAUAUCCGGCGAAAUAAAGGAGUCUAAUGAAUCUAUUGCCAAAAGGACGGAACGAGUGAAGCACUUCCUGGCUGAUCCCAAAAACGAGCUCGUCCACAUUGACCCGCCGCUCCCGUUGCCUCUCGACCCAUCGGUAGAGAUCAUCGGCGUCGCCCCGGAAGAAACUGUGGUCUUCAAGUCUUCUCUGCACCCGAUCAAGGUUUCGUUCAAGACCACCUCUGGGCGCAAGUACCCAAUUAUCUUCAAAACGGGCGACGACCUCCGCCAGGAUCAGCUAGUCAUCCAGAUCAUUACCCUGAUGGACGAUCUCCUCCAAAAAGAGAACCUGGACCUCAAGCUAUCGCCGUACAAGAUCCUUGCCACCAGCACAAGCGCAGGCUUGUCACAAUUUGUCCACUCGAUGUCCUUCCAGGGCAUCACUUCCAAGUACCGCAACAACCCCGCGCUCGCCUUUCUGAAACAAAACAACCCCGACAGCCAUGGGCCUAUGGGCUUGCGGAAGGAAACCUUAGACACAUUUGUCAAAUCCUGCGCCGGAUACUGCGUCAUCACUUACAUCCUCGGGGUGGGUGACAGACAUCUUGACAACUUGCUCCUGGCUCCCGACGGCCACUUCUUUCACGCCGAUUUCGGCUACAUUCUGGGCCGCGAUCCGAAGCCGUUUGCGCCGGCCAUGAAGCUCUCUAAAGAGAUGGUGGACUGCAUGGGCGGCUCCAACUCGGAACACUACCGCCAGUUCAGGCAGUACUGCUUCCUGGCGUACAGCGCUCUGCGCAAGAACUGCAAUCUGCUACUGAACCUGUUCACGCUGAUGGCAAACGCCAACAUCCCGGAUAUCAAAUUCGAGCCGGACAAGGCGGCGCUCAAGGUUAAGGAGCGCUUUCACCUGGAGAUGGACGAGGAGGAUGCCAUCCGGCACCUGGAGAGGAUUAUGGAUGACAACCUCAACGCGCUGGUGCCCGUCGUUAUUGACAAGUUGCACGAGCUGGUACAAGCAUUCCGGGCUUGA
Molecule: messenger RNA, 2673 nt
Organism: Chaetomium globosum CBS 148.51
Lineage: Eukaryota; Fungi; Ascomycota; Sordariomycetes; Sordariales; Chaetomiaceae
Exons: 4
Coding region: 1-2673 (890 amino acids)
Biological process (GO): phosphatidylinositol-3-phosphate biosynthetic process; autophagosome assembly; autophagy of peroxisome
Cellular component (GO): phosphatidylinositol 3-kinase complex, class III, type I; phagophore assembly site; phosphatidylinositol 3-kinase complex, class III, type II
Molecular function (GO): 1-phosphatidylinositol-3-kinase activity
Source: RefSeq, a predicted model, not a curated record